UUGACAGCUCCAUUACUUCCGUGAAAACACUGGCAAAUAACAAUGGAGCAUAUUUUUCAUUUUUCAUAGAAAUAUGGCAUCUUUAUUACAAUAAUGGACACCAUGGACGACAGUGGCAUAGAUAGCGACAAUAAAACUGGACCAAAUGACAACUUUUCCACUGAAAAUAACGUUGAUGGAAAUCAGUCUUCAAAGAUUCCAAAUGGAUCUGACAAUGGUAUAAAUGCACCGAAGUCCAUCAACACCUCAUCAGAAUUGCAAAAAAAGAUAGAAAAACAAAGAGAGAAGAAUCGUAGAAAGGGAGUAGUUGACGAUCAGCCCAAAAAGUCAUUCCUUCUGCCAAGGAGCAGGUUGAACAUACCAAGCAAAUUGUUGAGCUCGAGUCUCACACAGAAGGAACAGGAGCAGCCACUUGUUUCCCUUCUCUCAGAUGACAGUGAGGAGGAUGAGUUUGCAGUAGGAGCGCCGUUAUCUCGAGAGGCCCAGCGAGAAAUCACUGCCCAGCUUAUCAAAGAUGGCUACAACCUUGACCUUGAGCCAGAUGAUGAGGACCUUGACCUCAUUCCUCCUCGCCCCCUCCAUGAACGCUGGUCCUGCUGCCCUGCAGCCACCUGGGUCCCACACAGAUGUGCAUUACAAUAACACAGGCUCUGCAUGGGUGUGCUGUACAAAAACACUGGAUUUAGAUUUUUUGCAUUUAUUUGUCAUUAUUGUCUCAGUGUAAGAUUAUGCACUACAUGGUACCUCUAAAGAUCUGCUUUUGUAAAUUUUCUUGUAUAAUAAUAAAAAGAACAGCAGUAUUAGCAAAACCAAAACCUUGAUUUUAUAUAUUGACUGUUAUGGAAGUCAUUAUCUGACUGUUACUGGCAAUUUGUGAGUAAAAAUUACAUAACCAGAACUGCUGUUCAUAAAUGUACCUAGUUUUUCAAUAUGAUUGUAUGAUUUGUUAAUGAUGGUAUAUUUUAGUGAUGAUUUUUAAAUGAAUGUUUAACAUGUACAUGUGUACUUCCAUCUCAUUGUCAUGAGUUUAUAUUCUAUAACCAUUGCCAAAGGUUAAUUGACAUACAUGAUUUGCAUAUGACUUCUCACAGUGGUGAAAGUAAUGUAUGAUUCCAGUAUGACAUUUUUGGAUGGUUAUGCUCAACUAUUUAAAAUGGCUUGGACUGGAAAAUGAUAUUUAAAGUUGAGAUAUCUGUUUCAUAAUAGAUUUAAGCGACUGCAUUAAUACACUGAUGCUGACAUACACAUUCCUAUUUACAUGUACAUGUAAGUUAAGUGACACAUUUCAUUUUGUUGAAUGCAGGCAUUAUUCUGAAUGCAUAUUAUACUAAAUAUUUCAUUUACAUUUUCAUGAUGAUAAAAUGUGAAAAGUAGUUUGAUUGCUUAUGGAAAGUGAACAAAGUUUAUUUAGUCUUUCCAUUUUCAAAGUUUUUAUUUUCUUUUUUUAUAUGAUUAAAUGUUGUGCAAUAUGUUGAUAAAUAUUACACUACAGCAAGAUCCACUUCUUUAAGCUGCUGUGUUCUAUAAUAUUAAUAUUACAUUUGAGAGAAUUAAAUGAUUAAAUUUUAAUCAUGUGCAAUAUAUUGUUUUAAUAGAAAUCCACCAUAAAGCUUGUUAAACAUAAAUUAGAACUAGAAGAAUUAAUUGAAUAUUUGUGAAGCAAACCUUUUUCAUGUAACAUAUACAUGUAUACAUACAAGUCUGUUGGAUCUGUCUAGAUUUAUUUUAUCAUAUUUUUGUUACCUUGUAAUUGUGUUGAGGAUUUGUUGUUGUUUUCAAAAGUUUAUUAUUGAUUUCAUUCCAUUUAAUUGACAUUCCUUGAUUUUUAUCAUUUCAAUUUUGGGAAGGGUAAAUUUGAUUAGCUUAUUCUUUAAUGUAAACAUGUAUGAAAUAGAUCUGAGGUUAUGAUAUUGAAGUAGUGCAUGGUAUGAAGUGUUAUUGUAGUAGUGAGUGGUGCAAAGUUUAAUUGAAGAAAUGAGUGGUACAAGAUGUUAUUGAAGAAAUGAGUGGUACAAGAUGUUAUUGAAGUAAUGAGUGGUACGAUGUAUGUUUUAUGCUUGUUUGCAGAAUGCUUUCUUUUACUUGUAAGAUUUACAAUUCACAUAUUUGAACCGUUCAAUUUGCCACAAACUUUGUAUGGCAAAUAUGACUGUAGAUAGUUUUAACUUCUGGAGGCCUAUAUUUUCUGAAAUUAUUUAUUCCAUUACAAACUUGUAGUAAAUCCUACUGUGUAUUUAAAAGAGAUUCUUGGUUGCCUACUUAGGGCAGUGGUUAGCACACUUGCUUCUCACCAAGACGUCCAGGGUUCAAUUCUAGGCUUUGUUUUACUAUAGUUGUCAAAUAAAUAAGUUCCAUUUAUUCACAAUAUCUUUGUGCCCUAAUAGCUGAACCUUGUUAAAAUGGUCAAAACACUAAAGUCUUGAAAAAGAUACAGAAGUUGAUUGAUGAUAUUAGAAUACAUGUUGAAAAAUCAAAAAUUAUAUGGCAUAAUAGAUAUGAUUCUCAUCUUUUGGAGUCUUUCAUUUAUGGCUUUUCUUGUUUUGUUUCAUACUUUGUUCUAUAUUUAGUUUUGUUACUGUAGCUUGAUUUUCUUUCAGCUCUUACAUAAUUAUGGUGUUGUUUUUGUUACAUAACAGGGCUCUUACCUGUUUCGUAGGGAGAAAUGGCUUUUGAUAAAGCCUACAUUUCUCCGCGUACUUGCUCUUUUAUCAUGAUAUUAUUGAAUUUCUCUGUUCAUGUUAAAAAGAUAUUUAUGUAACCUGAUAAUUAUUGUUUUGUCUUUGUAUGGCCUUGUGUAGAUGUGUGUUAAAUAAGGACUGAUGAAUGUUCCAAUGUGUUAUUUAAAUGCCAGUGCUCAGUCUUUUGAAUUCCAUCCUAUUUUGCUCUUUGUUUAUUUUCGUCUUCUUGAAUUAUGUGUAUGGUUUCUUUACUGUAUUGUCUUUCAGCUUUAAUCCAUUACACUUCAUUUUCUUUAAAAAUUAUUGCAAUAUCAAAAUAGCCAUGUAUAUACCGGUAUGUGCCAUUUUCAAACUACAUCUUCGUGAAAUGUCAUGAAAAACAAUGAACAACAGUUACUAGCUAUGUUAUACAGAUAAAAUGAUCAGUCAGCAGGUGUAGCUGUUUACUACGGAUGAAAUGUUCAGUCACGUUAAGCUGUAAAUUACCGAACUGCUGAGUAAUGCCUUUUUAUUACUAAAAAUUAUUUACUCCGUGGGUUUAAAAACUUUUCUUCAUAUGUGUCAAGCAAAUAAAGCAUUUUCACUUUGUAUUGUAAUUGUCUUUUUGUUUGUCUGUUUUUCAAAGGAAAAGGUUUUGAUAUUGUGAUAGCUGCUGCUGUGUCAUCAUCAAAAACUGGAUCCUUGGCCAUAACUCAAAAACCAUUCAAGAUUUACUUAAUAUAUGUACACAAACGCUAGAGACAAUAGGCACAUCUGAAGAAAGUCCCAUUAACUUGGCUUAAUUCAUUGAACAGUAAUGUGACCUUGCCUGUUGGAAAGUAUACAGAUGAGCAUUUGGACUCACUAUAGGUGCUCGUGUUUGGUCUCACAUGGCCUGUUGGUAUAAUAUUAGCAUAGAUUGUAGACCAAUGGAAAGGGUAGACGUUAUUCAUCAUUUCAAACUGUAGAUUCACAGGAACUUCAUAGUCUUCCAUCAACACUAAAUGUCUAUAACUGACAUGCUUUGUUCAUAAUAAUAAGAUGAGGAGUCUCUUUCAAUUGACAUGUCUUGUAUGUAACCAGUCAGAAUUUUUCCUUAAAAUUAUGCAACAUAUGUUCUAUAGCUAUUGCAUGGUGUAUUAUCUAAGACUUAUUUGCCCAUUACAUGCUACAUGUAUGAUGUAUGAUAAGUAAGGAACUAAAUGUCUACAUUAUGUAUGUACAGGACCAAACUUGUUUUUAGGGAAUUUGUAGGAAAUGUUGUAUAAUUGAUAGUUACUAUUUUGAAAUUCUAAUAAAUGUUGCUAACUGA
Molecule: messenger RNA, 3969 nt
Organism: Mya arenaria
Lineage: Eukaryota; Metazoa; Mollusca; Bivalvia; Myida; Myidae
Product: protein FAM219A-like
Exons: 5
Coding region: 94-642 (182 amino acids)
Source: RefSeq, a predicted model, not a curated record